GGGCAGACUAAUCAAUCUUUCUCUUUUUUUUCUUCAUAACAUAUAAUAUGGCUGACAACGAGUACGCUGGAGCUAUCGGUAUUGACUUGGGUACCACCUACUCCUGUGUUGGUGUUUGGGAGUCUGAGCGUGUCGAAAUCAUUGCUAACGAGCAGGGUAACCGCACCACUCCCUCAUACGUUGCUUUCUCUGACAACGAACGCCUUGUUGGUGACGCUGCCAAGAACCAGGCUGCUAUGAACCCCAAGAACACCGUCUUCGAUGCCAAGCGUCUCAUCGGUCGUCGUUUCGAUGAUCCCGAAGUCAAGGCUGAUAUGAAGAACUGGCCUUUCACCAUCGCCGACAAGGAUGGUAACCCCUUCAUCCAAGUUGAUUUCGAGGGUGAGACCAAGACUUUCUCUCCCCAAGAAAUCUCCUCUAUGGUUCUCAUCAAGAUGAAGGAAAUUGCUGAAGCUAAGCUCGGAAAGACCGUCAAGAAGGCUGUCAUCACCGUUCCCGCUUACUUCAACGAUUCUCAGCGUCAAGCUACCAAGGAUGCUGGUACUAUUUCUGGUAUGGAGGUUCUCCGUAUCAUUAACGAGCCCACUGCUGCUGCCAUCGCCUACGGUCUUGAUGCCAACGACAAGCAAGAGAAGAACGUCCUCAUCUUCGAUUUGGGUGGUGGUACCUUCGAUGUCUCCCUCUUGACCAUCUCCGGUGGUGUUUUCGCCGUCAAGGCCACCGCUGGUGACACCCAUCUUGGUGGUGAAGAUUUCGAUAACACCCUCGUCAACCACUUUGUCCAAGAAUUCAAGCGCAAGCAGAAGAAGGACAUCUCUGGUGAUGCUCGUGCUCUCCGUCGUCUUCGCACUGCUUCCGAGCGUGCUAAGCGUACCUUGUCUUCCCUUACUCAGACCACCGUUGAGGUUGACUCUCUUUUCGAUGGUGUUGACUUCCAGGCCAACAUCACCCGUGCCAAGUUCGAAGAGAUCAACUCCACCCACUUCAACGGCACCAUCGAUCCCGUUGCCCGUGUCCUCAAGGAUUCUAAGAUCGACAAGAAGGAUGUCCACGAAGUUGUCCUUGUCGGUGGUUCCACCCGUAUUCCCAAGAUUCAAUCUCUCCUUCAAGACUUCUUUGACGGUAAGGAGUUGAACAAGUCUAUCAACCCUGAUGAGGCUGUUGCCUAUGGUGCUGCUGUCCAGGCUGCUGUCCUCACCAACCAAGCUGGUAACGAGAAGACUCAAGACCUCCUUCUUUUGGAUGUUGUCCCUCUUUCUCUCGGUAUUGAGAUGCAAGGUGGUAUCAUGGCCGUCGUUGUUCCCCGCAAUACCCCCAUUCCCACCCAAAAGUCCAAGGUCUUCACCACUGCCUCUGAUAACCAGACUCAAGUUAAGUUCCCCGUCUACGAAGGUGAGCGUCUCAUGACCAAGGAGAACAACCUUCUCGGUGAGUUCGAACUUUCUGGACUUAUCCCCGCUCCCCGUGGUGUUCCCGAGCUUUUGUGUACCUUCGACAUUGAUGCCAACGGUAUCUUGAAGGUCUCUGCUCAAGACAAGGCCACUGGUCGCAAGGCUAACGUCACCAUCUCCAACUCUACCCGUUUGUCUGCUGCUGAUAUCGACCGUAUGGUCAGCGAUGCUGCUAAGAACGCUGAGGCUGAUAAGGAACGCGAAGGUGUCAUUCAGGCCAAGCAAGACCUUGAGUCAUAUGUCUACCAGGUCGAGAACAACAUCACCGACCCUAACAUCUCCCUCAAGAUCCGUCGUGGUGACCGCGAGACCAUUGAAACUGCUCUCCAAGAAGCCAUGGAACUCUUGGAUCUCAACGCCGAAGAGGCUAACGUUGAUGACCUCAAGGCUGCUCACCAGAAGCUCAAGCGUGCUUCCACCCGCGGUUUCGCUCACGUCUACAGCUCCCGCCGUUAAAUCACAUAUUUUUUCUGCCAGAUAUUAAACAGAAUCCUACCAUUGUAAACCGGUGCGGAAAAUAUCGAGAUUUGUACAAACAAAAUAUAAAAAAAAAUCAUUUGGGAAUACAAAAAAGCUAGUCUUU
Molecule: messenger RNA, 2034 nt
Organism: Umbelopsis ramanniana AG
Lineage: Eukaryota; Fungi; Mucoromycota; Umbelopsidomycetes; Umbelopsidales; Umbelopsidaceae
Exons: 4
Coding region: 48-1907 (619 amino acids)
Biological process (GO): protein refolding; vesicle-mediated transport; cellular response to unfolded protein
Cellular component (GO): cytoplasm; plasma membrane; nucleus
Molecular function (GO): ATP binding; misfolded protein binding; heat shock protein binding
Source: RefSeq, a predicted model, not a curated record